Messenger RNA from Ceutorhynchus assimilis (cabbage seed weevil), 886 nucleotides. The record is from the annotation of a GenBank genome assembly. NCBI's taxonomy places the organism in Eukaryota, Metazoa, Arthropoda, Insecta, Coleoptera, Curculionidae.
CAAAAAGUAAGACAUUUCGAAAAUCAACAAAUUUAACAACCUCAUCCUCUGCUUUUAAAUUCUGGAAAAUCAUCUUUCAAAAAACGUAUAGAUUGUUACUUUAAAGUGCUAAAAUCCUAGAAAAAUGUCGAUCCUAGCAUAUAACGGAGGCGCUAUGGUAGCAAUGAAAGGAGAAAAUUGCGUCGCUAUAGCUGCCGAUAGAAGAUUCGGUAUCCAAGCUCAAACCCUAGCAACAAAUUUCGAAAAAGUCUUCGAAAUGGGGCCCCAUCUCUACGUCGGUCUGCCCGGCUUAGCCACCGAUACCCAAACAGUCAGAGAAAAACUGCGGUUCAGAAAAAACUUGUACGAACUCAAAGAAAACAGGCUGAUGUCGCCCAAAGUAUUCAGCGCUAUGCUGUCUCAUAUGCUGUACGAAAAACGCUUUGGGCCGUUCUUUGUAGAACCUGUAGUAGCUGGUUUAGACCCGAAAACCUACGAGCCAUUUAUUUGCAAUAUGGAUCUUAUUGGUUGCAUCAAUCAGCCUAAAGAUUUUGUUGUAGGAGGUACCGCUUCUGCACAAUUGUACGGUAUGUGCGAGGCUUUGUGGGAACCCAAUCUAGGGCCUGAGGAUUUAUUCGAGACUAUUUCGCAAGCUUUGAUUAAUGCUUUUGAUAGGGAUGCUGUUUCUGGUUGGGGUGCAACUGUAUACAUAAUUGAAAAGGAUAAAGUCACCAUCAAGAACUUGAAGACCCGAAUGGAUUAAGCUUUAAGUUAACAUUAAGGAAUAAACAUUAAGAAAAAAUGGGACACUGUAUUAAUUCUUUUUUUUAUAAACAAAUAUCUCUGAAUACAUUUUUUUAAUAACUUGGUUGCUUAUUAUAUUUACAUAUAUUCAAAUCUAUAAUAA